Molecule: messenger RNA, 1643 nt
Organism: Rhopilema esculentum
Lineage: Eukaryota; Metazoa; Cnidaria; Scyphozoa; Rhizostomeae; Rhizostomatidae
Product: histone-binding protein RBBP7
Molecular function (GO): protein binding
Source: RefSeq, a predicted model, not a curated record
GCCGGGAUUCUGAGUUUAGCGCUUGCGCAAAAUCGUGUUUUUGGCGCGCAAAGAUCAAGGCCUUUAUCGAGCACUUUCCUCGUGUCGAUUUUAGUAGGAAAGAGAAAAACACAAGGUUUAUCAAGAAGAGAUGUCAGCAAACCCAAAGGAAGCAGAACCUUUUGAUGAGGCAGUAGAAGAGAGAAUAAUUAAUGAAGAAUACAAAAUAUGGAAAAAGAACACACCAUUUUUAUAUGAUCUGGUUAUGACACAUGCAUUGGAAUGGCCAAGCCUAACUGUUCAGUGGCUGCCAGAUGUUACAAAACCAGAGGGAAAGGAUUACACUGUUCACAGAGUAAUUUUAGGAACCCAUACCUCUGAUGAGCAGAAUCAUUUAGUAAUAGCAAGUGUACAGCUUCCUAAAGAUGAGACACAGUUUGAUGCAAGCCAUUAUGAUCAUGAAAAAGCAGAAUUUGGAGGUUUUGGAAGUGUUGGUGGAAAAAUUGAAAUCGAUAUAAAAAUAAACCAUGAAGGGGAAGUUAACAGAGCAAGACACAUGCCUCAGAACCCAUGUGUUAUAGCUACAAAAACACCUACUUCGGAUGUUUUAAUUUUUGACUAUACAAAACACCCAUCGAAACCAGACCCUAAUGCUGGAUGUCAGCCAAAUCUUCGACUCAAAGGGCAUUCAAAGGAAGGCUAUGGCUUAUCUUGGAAUCCAAACUUGUCAGGAAAUUUACUAAGUGCAUCAGAUGAUCAUACAAUUUGUCUUUGGGACAUCAAUUCUGCACCAAAGGAUGCCAAAACGCUUGAUGCAAGCAGAAUUUUCACUGGACAUUCAGCAGUUGUAGAAGACGUUUCUUGGCACUUACUACACGACAGCCUGUUUGGCUCAGUAGCUGAUGAUCAUAAAUUAAUGAUUUGGGACACAAGGCGAACUAGCAACAACAAACCCAGCCAUACUGUGGAAGCUCAUACUGCCGAGGUUAAUUGCUUAUCAUUCAAUCCGUAUAGCGAGUUUAUUUUGGCGACUGGUUCUGCUGAUAAGACCGUUGCCCUGUGGGAUCUACGAAAUCUAAAGUUAAAGCUUCAUUCAUUUGAGUCACACAAAGAUGAGAUAUUCCAGGUUCAAUGGUCUCCCCACAACGAAACGAUUUUGGCUUCAAGUGGCACUGAUAGAAGACUCCACGUUUGGGAUUUAAGCAAAAUUGGGGAAGAGCAAAGCCCAGAGGAUGCUGAAGAUGGACCCCCAGAGCUUCUGUUUAUUCAUGGAGGUCACACUGCCAAAAUUUCUGAUUUUGCAUGGAAUCCCAAUGAGCCUUGGGUCCUUUGCAGUGUUUCUGAAGACAACAUUAUGCAAGUUUGGCAAAUGGCGGAGAACAUUUACAAUGACGAGGAGGCUGACACACCCGCAUCAGAACUCGAACCCCCAGCCACAUCUGCACAGUCCACAACUUGAGUCGGCCGCCAAUUUCGGAACUUUUUCUUACCGGCGUUGCGAAAUUAGGCCCUGUUCAGACGAGCAAACACGAACAAAACAUUUGUCAUGGUUUGCUUGUAUGAAACUUUUAGAAAAUACAUUUAUGGUUAAAGGGAGCUGCCUAGAUUUCCUAGUCAAUAAACACCAUGUAAAGUAUUGUUUACCUAAGUCUUCGUCAAUAGUA